GUUGCUCUCCAAACUAUGCUCCACAGUUGAAACCUGGUUAUGACAGUCUUGCCCAACAGAGCCUUCCCUGUACUUUCUAAAGCUUUGGAGACCAAGCAAUGCCUUCUUCAAGGUUUCAACUCCUUCAAGCACCUCAAGCAUGCCCACGCUCGGCUUCUCCGCCUUGGUCUCGACCAAGACAACUAUCUUCUCAACGUGGUCUUGCGCUCUGGCUUCGAUUUUGGGCACGCCAGCUACUCCCGCCUCGUCUUCCGCCAAACUACGCAACCCAAUAUAUUUCUUUGGAAUACCAUGAUUCGUGGCCUGGUUUCCGACGAUUGCUUCGACGAUGCUAUCGAAUUCUUUAGUUCUAUGCGAACAGAGGGGAUCUUGCCCAAUAGCUUCACCUUCCCUUUUGUUUUGAAAGCUUGUGCUAGGCGUUCGGAUUUUCAAUUGGGUUUGAACAUUCAUACCCUUGUGGUGAAAACGGGGUUCGAUUUUGAUGUUUAUGUUAAAACUAGUUUGCUGUACUUGUAUGCAAAGUGCGGCUAUUUGGAACAUGCCCAUAAGGUUUUCGAUGAUAUUCCCGACAAGAAUGUGGUUUCUUGGACUGCCAUCAUUUGUGGGUACAUUGGAGCUGGUCAAUAUAGAGAAGCUAUUGAUACGUUUCGCAGGUUGCUGGAGAUGGGUUUGAGGCCUGAUAGUUUUAGCCUUGUUCGGGUUUUAUCUGCGUGCGGCAAGUUAGGAGAUUUAAGCAGUGGGGAGUGGAUAGAUAGAUACAUAACUGAGAUUGGCAUGGGAAAGAAUGUGUUUGUGGCCACGUCUUUAGUUGAUUUGUAUGCCAAGUGUGGACAGAUGGAAAAGGCGCGGGGUAUCUUCGAUGGAAUGCUUGAGAAGGAUAUAGUAUCUUGGAGUAGUAUGAUUCAGGGAUAUGCAUCAAAUGGACUUCCAAAAGAAGCCAUAGACCUCUUCUUUCAAAUGCAGAAGGAAAAUUUGAAACCUGAUUGUUAUGCCAUGGUUGGGGUGCUUUCUGCUUGUGCAAGAUUAGGAGCCCUGGAACUAGGGGAGUGGGCUAGCAAUUUGAUGGAUAAACAUGAAUUUUUUGUGAACCCUGUUCUUGGUACAGCUCUGAUUGACAUGUAUGCCAAAUGUGGGUGCAUGAUUCAAGCUUGGGAAGUCUUUAAAGGGAUGAAGAAAAGAGACCAUGUGGUUUGGAAUGCUGCAAUGUCUGGGCUUGCCAUGAAUGGACAUGUCAAAACUGUGUUUGGACUGUUCGGACAAGUUGAGAAAAAUGGAAUUCGACCUGAUGGGAACACAUUCAUGGGGCUGCUUUGUGGGUGUUCUCAUGCUGGUCUCGUUGACGAGGGUCGUAGGUAUUUCAACAACAUGACUAGUGCCUUUUCUUUGGCUCCUACAAUUGAGCAUUAUGGAUGCAUGGUGGAUCUUCUUAGUCGUGCUGACUUGUUGGAUGAAGCUUAUAACCUAAUCAAAACUAUGCCGAUGAAGGCUAAUUCAGUCGUUUGGGGAGCGUUGUUGGGUGGAUGCAGGCUACAUCGGCAAACCCAAUUGGCUGAACUCGUACUGAAACAACUCAUUGAGCUAGAACCAUGGAACUCAGCACACUAUGUUCUCCUGUCAAAUAUUUACUCUGCAAGCCAUAAAUGGGAUGAGGCAGCAGACACUAGGUCAAGAAUGAAUGAACAAGGGAUGAAGAAAAUCCCCGGUUGUAGUUGGAUCGAAGUAAAGGGGGUUGUUCACGAAUUCCUUGUCGGAGACAAGUCCCAUGCAUUGUCAGAGAAGAUAUACGCAAAGCUCGACGAGUUGGCUAAGGAACUGAAAGCAGUAGGUUAUGUUCCAACCACAGACUUUGUGUUGUUUGACAUAGAAGAGGAGGAGAAGGAGCACUUCCUUGGUUGUCACAGUGAGAAGCUGGCCAUUGCAUUUGGUCUCAUAAGCACUGCUCCUAAAGAUACAAUUCGAGUUGUGAAGAACCUUCGUGUAUGCGGCGAUUGCCAUGAGGCUAUCAAGCUCAUCUCAAAGAUUACAGAGAGACAGAUCAUUGUCCGGGAUAACAACCGAUUUCAUUGUUUCAUUGAUGGUUAUUGUUCAUGUAAAGAUUAUUGGUGAAGUUUGAUUUAAAAAAACCCAAUUUUGAUAC
Prunus mume (Japanese apricot) is the source of this 2137-nucleotide messenger RNA. Its product is annotated as Pentatricopeptide repeat (PPR) superfamily protein. The record is from RefSeq and is a predicted model, not a curated record. Gene Ontology annotation, biological process: RNA modification. Lineage: Eukaryota; Viridiplantae; Streptophyta; Magnoliopsida; Rosales; Rosaceae. Gene Ontology annotation, molecular function: zinc ion binding; RNA binding; protein binding.